This is a messenger RNA of Ricinus communis (castor bean), 1718 nucleotides long. RefSeq names its product aspartate aminotransferase, cytoplasmic. The transcript has 12 exons. Lineage: Eukaryota; Viridiplantae; Streptophyta; Magnoliopsida; Malpighiales; Euphorbiaceae. Gene Ontology annotation, molecular function: pyridoxal phosphate binding; L-aspartate:2-oxoglutarate transaminase activity. Gene Ontology annotation, cellular component: mitochondrion. The record is from RefSeq and is a predicted model, not a curated record. Bases 167 to 1408 code for a protein of 413 amino acids. Gene Ontology annotation, biological process: biosynthetic process; amino acid metabolic process.
UAGCUGGUUCAGUAAUUAAGACUUCAAAAUUAACGAACAAAGAACUGGUUUUUUAAGACAACCAAAAAAACACAAGAUACUGAACACUGACACCUUCACGCAAAAAUAAAACACUCCUUUCUCCCUCUCUCUCUCUCUCUCUGUGAAUCUCCCUGCCUCUAAAACAAUGGACCCUCUGAAUUCUAACGAGUCUUCUGCUUUCAAGAACGUACCCAGAGCUGCUGAUAUCCCAGUUUAUGCUGUGAUGGUUGCUUAUAGUGAAGACGCUAGUCCAGUUAAGCUGAAUUUGGGCAUUGGUGUUUAUAGAGAAGAGGAUGGAAAACCUCAUGUCUUGAAUGUAGUUAGACGAGCUGAGCAGCUACUGCUUCAUGACAAGUAUGCCACCAAGGAAUAUCUCCCAAUUACUGGGUUGACAGAAUUCAGUAAAUUGAGUGCAGAGCUUGUUUUUGGUGCUGGCAGCCCUGCUAUCACUGAGAAUAGAGUGACUACAGUCCAGUGCUUGUCUGGUAGUGGUUCACUGAGGAUUGGAGCUGAGUUUUUAGCAAAACAUUACCACCAUCACACAGUGUACCUUCCCCAGCCAACAUAUGCAAAUCAUCCAAACUUUUUCUUAUCAGUUGGUCUAGCUUUGAAGACUUACCGAUACUAUGAUCCAAAAACACAUGGGCUGGACUUUCAAGGACUAUUGGAAGACCUUGGUUCUGCACCAUCAGGUGCCAUUGUGCUUCUCCAAGCAUGUGGCCACAAUCCUACUGGUGUUGAUCCAACUCUCGAUCAAUGGGAGCAGAUCAGGCAGCUGAUGAGGUUUAAAGGAAUAUUACCUUUCUUUGAUUGUGCUUAUCAGGGUUUUGUAAGUGGAGAUUUGGAUAUGGAUGCACAAUCAAUCCGAAUGUUUGUCAUGGAUGGUGGUGAAUGUCUCGUAGCUCAAUCUUAUUCAAAGAUUAUGGGAAUAUACAGUGAACGUGUUGGUGCACUUAGUAUUGUGUGCAAGACAGCAGAUGUAGCAAGCCGGGUCAAUAGCCAGCUGAAACUUGUGAUCAGACCCAUGUACUCAAACCCACCCAUUCAUGGGGCAGCCAUUGCAGCUGCCGUCCUAAAGGACAGGGAACUGUUCACUGAAUGGACUGUUGAGUUGAAGGCAAUGAUUAAACGUAUUACGAACCUGCGCGGGCAACUUCAUGAUGCUUUAUGUGACAGAGGAACACCUGGGGACUGGAGCCACAUUAAAAGGCAGGUUGGAAUGUUUACCUUCUCUGGUUUGAAUGAGGAGCAAGUUGCCUUCAUGACGGAAGAAUACCACGUCUACAUGUCAUCUGAUGGGAGGAUUAACAUGGCAGGCCUGAGCACUAAAACAGUCUCCCAUCUUGCGAAUGCGAUCCAUGCAGCUGUUACCCAGAUACCAUCAUAAUCAGUCGAUGGUAAUUUUGUUUUGUUUUGCUCGAGGGAGAGAUGGGCCUCGCAUUUUAUUCUUCGUGUGCGAUGGUAUGCUUUGGGCCUAUCACUUGGAUUCAAAAUUACAAAGAUCAAAGGCUGAUCUUUUUCCCCUUAAAAGCUUUCUGAAAGAGAGGAUCAGUUCACUCUUUUUGACUUUUGUACUUUAAUCAAAUCUUCAUUUUUAUGUGUUUGAUAAGGAAAAGAAAAGUUUGUACAGAAAAGUAGGUCCAAGAUUCCUUUAUAUAAUAUUCUUUUCUUAGUAUAUAAUUAUUGUUUUACUUCUA